CAUUCCAUUCCCCACCCAAUCUUGCGGUCACAAGUGGCCGCGCACCGAUGGCGCCGACAAGCUUCCGCCACGCCGCUGCAGGCGGCGGCGGCGGUCGUCCCGCCGGCUGCAGCGGCGGCUUGGACGCCGCGCUCUGCGACGACCUACUGCAGGAGGUGUUCCGCCUCCUGCCGCCCGCUGCCUCGCCGGCCGUGUCCCUCGUCUCCCGCCGCUGGCUCGCGCUCCUCAGGGUCGCCACCUCGUCCCUGACCCUACGUCUGCCUGCCUCCUCCGACGCCCCGCCAGCGGCGGCGACCGUCGCCGUCCUGCUGUCGCACUACCCGUACCUCUCCGCCCUGACCGUGGUCUCCACCGCUGUGCCGGCCGGCGACGCCGACUCGGUGCUUCUCGCUGUCGCGGCCGCUCCGUGCGCCGCCCGGCUCUCCGUGCUGCGGUUAUUGCCUGAUUCGCCGGUCUCCCCCACCGCGCUGCUCGCGGCCUGCCCUGCUGUAUCCAGUCUGACGUCGCUCCACCUCACGGCUGUCCGCCCCCUGUCUUUCCACUGGCUGGCGUUCUUGCCCUGCCUCAAGUCCUUCGCCCUCGUCAACUCCGCUGCCAGCGUUGACUCUGACGGCUCAAGCUCGGAUGACGACGACGGCCAGGGCGAGGCCGCAGGGGCGUUACCGCUGGAGAGGCUAUCACUUUGCGGCAUCCGCUCGAGUGACCGCGGGCUCGGAUGGUUGUGGCGACGGUGCGGGAGCCUCAAGUGGCUGCAGCUGCGUGCCUGCGACGGCACCGGGGACAGGCCCGUGUCGCUGGCCUUUGCGGGCUGCCUUGCUGGCUUGCUCGCGCUAGAGCUCCGUGCUUGCCGCCCAGUCGCCGACCGUGUCCUCCUCCUUGCUGCUGACCAUUGCCGGACACUAACAUCCCUCCUGGUUUAUGACGGCGGAAGCAGCGAGGCACUCCACAGGUUUAUCCACCAGCGCGGCGCGGGUUUGCACACCUUGGACCUUCGCCUACCGCUCGACCUGCACAAUGAUCACCUCCAUGCAAUUGGCGCCGAGCAAAUUCACCGUGGUCAGGCCGCCACACAUGGCCUGGCCGCCCUUCGCCUUCAGAGCUGUGUCCUUAUCACUGGGGACGGGCUCCGCUCCCUCGCACAAACAGCCACUGGGGCGGGCAUCGAAGAGCUCGCCUUGGUGAGCUGUGACGUUGUGGAGCGAGAGACUGGGCUGCUGACGUUCCUCGGUCAAAGCAUGCGGCGUCUCCGUCGUAUUGACUUGUCUUACAACGAGACAUUGAGUGACAAGGUGAUCGGUGCCAUGCUGUCAUCAUGCCGGAAUCUCAUCGACAUCAGACUCAGGGGAUGCCGAGGCCUCACAGGAGGCUCCCUGGUCUCGUUGCUUAGGCACUGUGGGCAGUCACUGGAGAUCCUUGACAUCUCCCGCUGUCCUAGUAUUGCAGUAGGCAAUGUUGAACUCUUUGCACAGCGAGCUACUCGGUUGAAUCGAAUGAUCAUUGAGGAGAGCGUGAUGUCAGAGGAAUUGAAGGCAAUUGCUCAGAGGAAAGGCCUGAAGGUUGGUUCAUUGGCUUGGGAAGAAUCAUUCUAAAGUGUUGCUUGAAGGCGAACGUGAUCGAUGACGGAUCGACGAACUAAGUUCAGGGAGGAACUGAGGUUUGGCGACUAAGUUCAGAAGGAAUGGAAGUCGUGGUGAUCGAGAAUGUCAUGCAGGACGUUCAAGCUGAGAAAACAAUAUAUAUAGAGAUAAGGCUUCGCGAUGGAUGCAGGAGGCCAUCUGAUCGUGAGAGGUCGUGAAGAAUAAUUCAUAUUCAAGUUGGAGCAGGCACAAGGAAGUCAUGUGGUGGCUGGACUUGAGAUAAGAGUUAGUGUCGGAGACAGACUCUGAGUUGGUUAUGUUUAUGCAUGUGUGCAUAGGAGAUGUGCAUGCAUGAUUACAUAAGAGUUGUUAGCUAAUUAUUCUUGAUCCAUAUAUCCGAUUUACUCGAUACUUAUGGCGUUAGUUUCAUAUUUAAAUCUAGUUUACGCUGAUCAAAAGUGAGAACAAUCUGACCAGUAGAUUUUUCUCUAUAUUGUUUUUACUAGAGUUUGUGUAAUCUAUUUUCAGUGGAAUAUCGAGUUUAAAUUGAGUUUCAAUUUGGGUGA
This is a messenger RNA of Phragmites australis (common reed), 2143 nucleotides long. RefSeq lists its product as uncharacterized. Gene Ontology annotation, biological process: SCF-dependent proteasomal ubiquitin-dependent protein catabolic process. Bases 48 to 1589 code for a protein of 513 amino acids. Gene Ontology annotation, cellular component: SCF ubiquitin ligase complex. The transcript has 2 exons. The record is from RefSeq and is a predicted model, not a curated record. Gene Ontology annotation, molecular function: protein binding. NCBI's taxonomy places the organism in Eukaryota, Viridiplantae, Streptophyta, Magnoliopsida, Poales, Poaceae.